AAUCGCUGGUCACGCUGUCGCCGCUUGUUCUUUGUUUGACACCUAAUUUCAUUUUUGCUCCAUAAUUUUCCUAGUUUAUUAUUAUAGUGUAGUUGCUUUGGAUACAUAGGUGAAGGCCGUGUUAAACUGGUCUUGCCAGUCUCGCGAAGGUAAUAGUUUUGGGUCAUUUAGUUUGGCCCACAGGUGGUUGGCACAGAAGUGGCCAAAAAGGUAAAACUUUGCUUCGCGUAAACAAAAACCGGAUUUAAUAGAUUUUUUGUGCCUUAUCAUGGGAGACAAUCUAAACCCGGAAAUAAAGGCUCGCGAUUAUCAACUGCGUCUUGCGGACUAUAUAACCAAACACAAUGGCAUUAUAUACUUGCCCACGGGCUCUGGGAAAACCUACGUGGCCAUCCUGGCCCUCAAGCGUUUUUCGCAGGACAUGGACAAAACCAUUGAAAAUGGGGGAAAACGGGCGGUGUUCAUGUGCAACACCGUGGAAUUAGCCCGUCAACAAUUGGUUGCAGUAAGGAAACAUACCAACUUGAAAGCCGGAUUAUAUGUGGGUGAACAGGGCGUGGACGAAUGGACUCGCGGCCAGUGGACGGAUGAAAUCCGAGAUAACCAAGUUCUGGUGGGAACGGCCCAGGUGAUCCUGGACUUGUUCACCCAGCGGCACAUGAAGCUGAGCUCCCUGAGCAUCGUGAUCAUAGACGAGUGCCACCACGGCACCGGGCACCAUCCGUUCCAUGAGUUCAUGCGCCUCUUUUUGUGCUUUGGCGGCGGAAUGGAACUGCCUCGCGUGGUGGGCCUCACCGGAGUCCUGAUCAAGGGCAACGAGAUCAAGCAGGUGGCCAAGAAGCUGCAGGAACUGGAGACCACGUACCGCGGGAACAUCAUCACCGUUGCGGAUACCAAGGAAAUGGAGAACGUGAUGCUGUACUCCACCAAGCCCAAGGAGUACCUGCUCACGUAUCCAGAUCAGGUACAGACUUUUGCAGUUAUACAAUCCAUUGGGUCACAGAUUGCGAAGUUCUUCGCAGCGCUGGACCUCAUGGACAUUGGCAUUCAGCCGGUGCGCAGGUCCAAAUCCUUGCAGUACCAACGCGAUCCGCAGAAGAAGGGUACGGUGAAGCAGUUGUUCAACGACUUCCAGUACCAGCUACAAGAGUACGGCAUCUAUGCGGCCUCCAUAGCCAUUGUCUCGCUGACUGUGGAGUUCGAGGUGAAGCGUCGCCAGGCGGAGACGCUCAGCCUGAAGCUGAUGCACCGCACGGCCAUCUCGCUGUGUGAGAACAUCCGGCACAUGCUGGUGCACAAGCUGCGCGACAUGGUGGACGACGACGAGGAGCUGGACGACAAGGCCAACACGGAGGAGACCAUCAUGAACUUCUCCACCCCCAAGGUGCAGACAUUUCUGCAGUAUCUAAAACGCUCCUUCGCCCACAAGGAUCCCAAGGACAUCUGCUGCCUGGUCUUUGUCGAACGGCGCUACACCUGCAAGUGCAUCUACGGCCUGCUACUGAACUUUAUCGAGGCCACGCCGGAGCUGCGAAAUGUGCUCACUCCGCAGUUCAUGGUGGGCCGCAACUCCAUCUCCCCGGACUUUGAGAACGUCCUGGAGCGCAAGUGGCAAAAAACGGCAAUUGAGCAGUUUCGUGCUGGCGAGGCCAAUGUGAUGGUCUGCUCAAGCGUUCUGGAAGAGGGCUUCGAUGUGCAGGCCUGCAACGAGGUCCUGAUCCUGGAUCCGCUCAAAACCUUCAACAUGUAUGUGCAGACGAAGGGUCGGGCUCGAUCCAAGGAAGCCAGAUUCGUGAUGUUUUCCUCCCACCUCGAUAAGCCCAAGAUAUCGCAGCAAAUUGUUCAGUAUCGCGAAGCCCAUGAGGAAAUUGCCAAGUAUCUAAAGGAUCGAGUGCUGGAUCGAACUGAGCCGGAAAUAUACCAGAUCAGACAGCACUUCCAGGACAUCAUUCCGGAGUUCGUCAACGAGCACGGAGCCGUUCUGUUGGCCAGCAAUGCCCUGAUCUUGCUCCAUCGCUACUGCCAGACCAUGCCCUCAGAUGCCUUUGGCUUUGUGAUCCCCUGGAUCAAUUUGCUGGACGAAAACGAAUGCAAGAGGCUUUUCGGAGACUCUGCGAAGACGAAGAAAGUAAUCUCCAUCAGUCUGCCACUGAACUCCAGGCUAAGGGACACGAUUUACAGCGAGCCCAUGGACUGCGUGAAGUCAGCUAAGGUUUCGGCCGCAUUCAAGACGUGUAAGCUACUCUACAGCUUGGGUGAGCUGAACGAGAGAUUCCUACCCGUAACAGUGAAGGAGCGGGUGGCGGCCAUUGCCGAUCUGCACUUUGAGCACUGGAAGAAGUACGGCGAUGAUGUGACUGCGGCUGUGCGCAAGGAUGUGGAGAGCAAGGUGCGCACUUACCGGACAGAUUGCCCGGCGGAGUUCUUUGAUGCUCGUCCCCGGGUUGGUGAGGUCUGCUAUGUCUACGAGAUCAUCUUGGAGCCACAGUUCGAGCGUUGUGACUACACGGAACACAUGUACACCAACCUAAAGACGUCGCGAAACUAUGCCCUAAUGCUGAGGAAAAAGCUGCCGCUUCUGGCUGAGAUGCCGCUGUUCAGUAAUCAGGGAAAACUGCAUGUCAAGGUGGCCGAGGAGCCAAUAGAGGUGGUUAUCCAGGAUGCCCAACAGUUGGAGCAGCUGCACCAGUUCCACGCCAUGGUCUUCCGCGAUCUCCUGAAGAUCUGGCAGCCAUUCUUUGUACUGGAUCGUCGCAGCAAGGAGAACUCGUACCUGGUGGUGCCACUCGAUCAGCGGAAGGGCAUUGACUGGCCACUGGUGACCAAGUUCCAGAGACUGCCCAAGGCCGAGAAGUCCAGUGUGCUGCAGCGCAAGCAGCAGCCUCCACCACGUCCCGAGGACUUCGAGGGCAGCAUUGUGACCCAGUGGUAUGCCAACUACGAGGAGAAGCGCAUGCUGGUGACCAAGGUGCACAGGGAACUCACUCCCUUCAGCCUGAUGGAGAAGAACCACCAGGACAAGAGCUACUACGAGUUCACCAUGUCCAAGUACAGCAACCACAUCGGCGACGUGGUGCACAGGGAUCAGUUUCUGAUCGAGGUGCGGGAACUCACGGAGCAGCUCAACUUCUAUGUGCAGCAGAGGGGCAAAUCCUCGGCUCAGAGCAAGGCCAGGGCGAAAGUGGUCCUGAUCCCCGAGCUGUGCCACAACUUUCAAUUCCCCGGCGACCUCUGGCUGAAGCUGAUCUUCCUGCCGAGCAUCCUGCGCCGCCUGCACUUCCUGCUCCAUGCGGAGUCCCUGCGCAAGCGAUUCAACAUCUUUUUGGGCCUCCAGCAACUGCCCUUGAAUGGGGCGAACUACAGACCAAAGCCAUUGGAAAUUGACUGGUCGCUGAAGAGGAAUGUGGACACCGUGGGCAAUGCCGUAGCCACUGAGGACGUGGAGGAGCCGCGAUCGCUGCUGGAACCCAUGCCCACCAAGUCCACGGAGACGGCCGUGGCCAAUCUGCACAUCGCAGACUUUGAGAAUUCCUGGCAGCAGUACAUGGAACCGGUUGACUUGUCGCGCAAAAUCAUGGGCGCCUAUGCCGUGGAGCUGGACUACUACUACAAGUUCACCAUGGGCCAAGUGGCGCGCCUGGACAAGAUUGAGUUUGAGGACAAGGAGUACUGGGCCGAGAAUCAAUUCAAUAUGCCUAAGGGCAAUAUCUAUAGCAGUGGAUCUCCGGCGAAGAUUAGUAGUCUGCCAGCUCUGAUGCCGGCCAAUCCCAGUUCGGUUCGCCUGACGGUGGAUCCCCUGCCCAUCCUGCAAAGAACCAUUUCGAAUGCUUGCAUAACACCAGCGGAGCAGGGUGAGUUCCUGGCUGCCAUCACCGCGUCGGGCAGCGCGGAUGUGUACGACAUGGAGCGCCUGGAGAUGCUGGGCGACUCCUUCCUCAAGCUGAGUGCCACGCUCUACCUGGCCAACAAGUAUCCGGACUGGAACGAGGGCACCCUCACGCAGGUCAAGUCCAAGCUGGUGUCCAACCGUAAUCUGCUGUACUGCCUCAGCGACACGGAUAUUCCCAGGAAGAUAAGCUCCGUUUUGUUUACUCCAAGGUACACAUGGGUGCCCCCAAGUGUUAGUCUGCCCCACAAUGUGUUGGCCUUGUGGCAGGAAAAGCCGGAGCUGGCGCAGCUGGUGGGUCCACACAACCUGAGGGAUCUGGCCCUCAGCGAUGAGGAAUCGCUAACCAGGAGCAACUGCAGCGAACUGAACUUCCGCAGCUUUGUGGAGGGCUGUCAAUCGAAUGUGUACACCCAUCAUGCCGGAGCCGACUUCUCCGCCGAGGUGAACUUCUGUGUGGGUCUGGCCAAGAUUGCGGAUAAGGUUGUGGCGGACACGCUAGAGGCGCUGCUGGGCGUAAUCGUCAAGAACUACGGACUGCAGCAUGCCUUCCGGAUGCUGGAAUACUUUGGCAUCUGCAAGGCGGACAUUGGAAAGCCUCUUUCCCAGCUGCUGGACCUCAGUUUGGGUGGUGCCAAGAUGCGGGCGAAUGUAAGCACCUCGGAAAUCGAUGGCUUCAUCAUCAAUCACCGCCAUCUGGAGCAGAAUCUGGGCUACACGUUCAAGGAUCGCGGGUACCUGCUGCAGGCACUCACCCAUCCCUCGUAUCCCACCAAUCGCAUUACCGGCUGCUACCAGGAGCUGGAGUUCAUAGGCGAUGCCAUCCUGGACUUCCUCAUCUCGGCCUACAUUUUCGAGAACAAUUCUAAAAUGAAUCCUGGCGCCCUCACAGAUCUGCGUUCUGCUUUGGUGAACAACACCACUUUGGCCUGCAUUUGCGUGCGGCAUCGGCUGCACUUCUUUAUCCUGGCGGAGAACUCGCUGCUCUCCGAGUCCAUAGCCAAGUUUGUGCAGUUCCAGGAGGGCCAGCGUCACAGGGUGACCAACCAUGUGAGGAUCCUGCUGGAGGAAGCCGACACGCAGCCCACUGCGCUGGACAUGGAUGACGAACUGGAGAUGUGCGAGCUAAAAGAGGCUCUCAAUGCCAUUGCUAAGGACGAAAAGAAGGGAGACGAUGUCCCGCCCAAGGGUGAUUUCAACAUGUCGACGAACGUGGAUGUGCCCAAGGCCUUGGGCGAUGUUCUGGAGGCUCUGAUUGCCGCCAUCUACCUGGAUUGCCGCGAUCUGCAACGCACCUGGGAGGUGAUCUUCAAGCUCUUCGAACCGGAGUUGUUCGAGUUCUCGCGCAACGUGCCCAUCAAUCCCAUCCGCCAGCUCACCGAGCACAAGCUGGCCAAUCCCGUCUUCAGCUCGCCCAUCGUCGACCAGGACAAGGUGAUGGUCAGCUGCCAGUUUACCUGCAUGGAGAAGACCAUCAAGGUGUACGGAUUCGGGAGCAACAAGAACCAGGCCAAGUUGGCGGCCGCCAAGCAUGCCCUCCAGAAGUUGAGCAAAUGUGAUGCCUAAUAUGAUGUCCCCUCGUCCUGUCUUCCUUUUCACUUUCAUAAGAUUUUUUUAAAAACCCCGCAUGCCACUGGCUAUCCGGCUUUGAAAAAAUCUUUUUAAAGUGCUACGGAAAGCUUGGAUCUGGAUAUAAUUUUUUUAUUGCUUUUAUGAACACCAGCUACUCAACGUCUGAGAACAUUCGAAUUUUUAGAUAAUUCUGUACUGUGUAUACAUAUAUAUAACAUUCAUUACUCUUCCAUUUUCCACUCCUAGAGAUUAACUAUACCGAUGACUCAUAAGAGUAUACUUUGUAAUCGUUAAAACGUAUGUACUCAAACUACGUAUCCAACUUUAUAAAGUAUAUGUGCUUUUGCUAAGCCGCAAUUAAGCUUAGGCGUAACACCAAUGCGACUUUGAAAAACUUAAUUGUAUAGACCUUAUUUAAAUUAGCCAUUGGUGUGGGCAUUAAGAUACAUUGCCAACAAAAAACCCAAUUAUAUUCACAUUUUUUUGGAUAGCACAUUAUACAAAAAUUAUAUCUAUCAGAAAUGUAUGUUUUUGUAAUUGUUAUUUGGAAAAAAACCAAAAUCAGAUAAUACUGAAAUUUUAUUUUUAAAUAGCUAGUAAAAAGCUUUUAGGACCGUAUGAAGUGUAUAUUUUCUUGAUCAGGAUUUAUGUUCAUUCGGUCAAUAUCCAUCGACAUCCCAACCAAUUUUCCAAAUCAAACCAGAAUAUUAAAAGUUAUUGACAAAUAAGUUUUAAAGAGCAAAAGAACUGUUUUAAAUUUGGCGUUUCUGCUGGUUUGAAAUUGUUAUUCGUUAAAAACAUAAAAUCUGCUAUUACACCAAA
Drosophila gunungcola (fruit fly) is the source of this 6280-nucleotide messenger RNA. Its product is annotated as endoribonuclease Dicer. Gene Ontology annotation, biological process: apoptotic DNA fragmentation; siRNA processing. The coding region runs from base 269 to 5452 and encodes 1727 amino acids. Gene Ontology annotation, cellular component: RISC complex; nucleus; cytoplasm. The record is from RefSeq and is a predicted model, not a curated record. Gene Ontology annotation, molecular function: deoxyribonuclease I activity; ATP binding; protein binding. The transcript is spliced from 9 exons. NCBI's taxonomy places the organism in Eukaryota, Metazoa, Arthropoda, Insecta, Diptera, Drosophilidae.